Messenger RNA from Salvia hispanica, 2499 nucleotides. NCBI's taxonomy places the organism in Eukaryota, Viridiplantae, Streptophyta, Magnoliopsida, Lamiales, Lamiaceae. The record is from RefSeq and is a predicted model, not a curated record.
ACUGCUUUAUGUUCAUAUAUCCAUACAUUGCAGAAAUGUUCAUAUAAAAGAUAGAUAAUUCAAGAUGAUGUUGUGGGAAGUUGGAAAUUAAUUGAUGUUGCACCCAUCACUAAAAAUGCAGCUUCCUUCUACAAUUUCAUUGAUCAUCUUCUCAUGCCUUGUUUGGGGCAAUCAUGCUUCACCAAAGAGAUCAACUUACAUUAUCCACAUGGAUAAACCCUCCAUGCCCAAGGCAUUUUCCAGUCACCACUCUUGGUAUCAUUCCCUUGUCAAAUCCGCCUCAUCAGCAGCUCCAGACGGAGCUGCUGAUGAAUCGGGGGCGAAGCUCAUCUACACCUACGACCACGCCUUCCACGGGUUCAGCGCCGCGAUGUCGGCAGAAGAAGUCGAAGCCUUGAAGAACUCAGCCGGCUUCAUUUCCGCGCACAAAGACAAGAUCGCGGUCGCAGACACCACUCACUCCACCAAGUUCCUCGGCCUCACCAGCGCUUCCGGCCUCUGGCCGGUCUCAAACUACGGAAAAGACGUGAUAAUCGGCGUUAUCGACUCCGGCAUUUUGCCGGAGAGCCCGAGCUUCAGAGACGACGGAAUGACUGCGGUCCCCGCGAGGUGGAAGGGAGCUUGCGACGGCGGCGCGGGUUUCAAUUCGUCGCUUUGCAACAAGAAAAUCAUCGGAGCCAGAUACUUCAACCACGGAAUUCGAGCAGAGAAUCCAGAUCGGGAAUUCAUAGAUUCAGCAAGGGACGAAAACGCCCACGGCACCCACGUGGCGUCCAUUGCAGCCGGAAACUACGUGGACGGAGUUUCCUUCUUCGGCUACGCCCCUGGAACGGCCAGGGGCGUCGCCCCGCGAGCUUGGCUCGCGGUCUACAAGGUCAUCUUCUCCGGAGUCACGGCUUCCGACGUGCUGGCCGCAAUGGACCAGGCCGUGGCGGACGGAGUCGAUAUAAUCUCUAUUUCCAUCAGUAACUUUCCAGUAGAGCUCUAUGAGAAUCCGAUCUCAAUCGCUAGCUUCGGCGCCAGGGAAAAGGGAAUCAUAGUUUGUAUAUCAGCCGGAAACAGCGGGCCGAGUUUAUCCACCAUAGAAUCUGGGAUCCCGUGGGCUGUCGUGGUGGCCGCGUCCACUAUUGACCGUUGGUUCGCGGGUACCUUAACCCUCGGCAACGGCAAAACCAUCAUCGGAUGGACUCUGUUUCCGGCCAGAGCCCGUGUGAGAGACUUGCCACUCAUUUACAAUCACUCUCUAUAUUCCGAUUGCCGGUCCCAAGAUUUACUAGCUGAGGCGCCUUCUCCGGGAAUCAUAGUCUGCAAUAUCACCGAGUUCUUCAACUCGGUAGGACACCAGACGGGGAUCCGGCCAGCCGUCAUCGUCUCGCAAGACCUCACGAGAUUCGGACCCUUUUCGUAUCCGUAUCCCGAGAUCGUGAUAAGCCCAGCCCAAGCCCGCGACUUGAUCAAUUAUGCAACAAGCACUUCUCUCCCGACCGCAUCCAUCGAUUUCCAGCAAACGAUUUUAGGACGGGGGCCGAGAGCUGCUCCGUUGCUGUCGGAUUUUUCGUCUAGAGGGCCUUCGCUGAGCUACAAGCGCAUCCUGAAGCCCGACAUAAUGGCGCCGGGAGAGCUGAUUCUAGCAGCAUACAAUCCUCAGCUCCUAGCAGCCACUCUGCUUGGAAAUUUAGAUCUUUCUAGUGACUACGGCCUUCUGUCAGGGACAUCAAUGUCAUGCCCUCACAUAUCCGGGGUUGCGGCCCUUCUGAAGGCCGCGCACCCGGAUUGGAGCCCUGCGGCCAUACAGUCCGCGAUGAUGACAACUGCCAAUCAUCUGGAUAACACAAAUCAACCUAUCAGGGAGCAAGACACCCUGCUUGCCACUCCACUAGGUAUGGGGGCGGGUCACGUUGACCCGAACCGUGCUCUUGAUCCCGGGCUUGUUUAUGAUGCUUCUGUCCAGGACCUGGUGAAUUUGGUAUGUUCCAUGAACUUUACUGGCAACCAGACUCGGACCAUCAUAAGGUCAAGCUACAAAUGCUCGAAUCCGUCCUCUGACCUCAAUUAUCCGUCGUUUGUGGCUCAUGCUGAGGGAGGAACGACGGCGGCUUGGGAGUUUCAAAGAAGCGUGACGAAUGUUGGCGCGGGUGCAGCCAGGUAUAAGGCUACAGUGGAAGUCCCGGGAAAUGUGACAGCGAGAGUUCGGCCUCAAACGCUGGUGUUUGGCAAGAAAUACGAGACGAAGAGGUAUUCUCUUUCGAUUCGGUACAAGGGUGAUGAUCAACUAUUCGGAUCGGGUGCUCUGGUUUGGACCGACGAAACCGGCAAGUACAAAGUGAGAAGUCCGAUUGCCUUCAUUUCUUGAUGCCUAAUGGACGUCCAAAGCAAUAAAUUGUAGUAGUGGUGUUAGUAUUAUGUGGGUUCAUUCACUUUACUAUCAACAAGGACUCUUUUAUUGUUAUAUAUUUGAGAAAAUAAUAAAUAUUACUAUCAUAAACAAAGUUUCACUCA